Messenger RNA from Neurospora hispaniola, 1413 nucleotides. RefSeq lists its product as uncharacterized. The record is from RefSeq and is a predicted model, not a curated record. The transcript has 3 exons. Lineage: Eukaryota; Fungi; Ascomycota; Sordariomycetes; Sordariales; Sordariaceae. The coding region runs from base 1 to 1413 and encodes 470 amino acids.
AUGCUAGCCCGAAGAGAAAAGAAGAUCGUCGCUUUGCAAGAAAGCAGAAAGAAGAAAAAGAAAAACCCAUAUCCCAUGGUUGGACCGAAAAGAAGAAAGCGUGCCAACCAAAAGAAAGGCGAGAUAGUCGUUGCAGCCUCUGAAGUACUGCCAGAACCAGAGCCAGAGCCAGAGCCAGAGCCCGAAUCACCUUCAGAGUCAGAUGUGGAGUCAUGGCUAGAGCUAGAGUCAUCAAAGCCAGAGCCAGAGCCUCAACCAAGUACAGGUCUCACACUUGAUCAACUUCCUUACGAUAUCGUGUACAUGAUCAUCUCUGAACUUUGGGCCAGCCUCCCACCAUAUGUGUAUGAGUACGCGUCCGGUUUGGAACAUCAUUCUCGGUCCCUCUGCCCUAUCUGGCUCAGCACCAAGGGUGCCUGUACUAGAUGUAGUUACCGCCAACUCCUCAAACUCCCUCUCAUCAGCCGUAGCUUCUACCAUGCGGCCCAAGCGCAUAUAUUUAUAUACACACCCCUCGCUCUGCACUAUUUUCCCCGGCUCUGGUCCCGCUGCCUCAGUUUUUGGGGUAAGAAAUCCAACCGCCCCGUCUUGGACCGUAUCCAAAGGCUUCGUAUCGACAUCGACAUGAAGGCACUCAGCAGGUAUUGUACAAAUGACGCAAAACCCAGUGAGUGGGAGGAGAGGAGUCAGAAGCUACUGGAAGAAAUGGAGCGGUUGGGACAAAACCUUACAAGACCUAUGGCGGGUCUGCCAGCCUUGAAGGGGCUGGAUGUCCGGAUACAGACCUACCCAUGUUGGCCCAUCUCGCCCAACCUUCUAGAUAUUUUAGAUCAGUUUAUGACUGACUUACAAACCGCAUUCGUGUGCGGCCAUUUUGUCGGUCUAAGAAGUCUGAGAUUGAUCGUUGAUGCUAACUAUCUCGUCCCAAUUCUGCGUAGCGUAUUGGCGUCGAAGACUUGCUCGAUGCUUCGAUCUUUUUCUUGCUGCCAGCUGCCUGAAUUUUCCCGUCCACAGCCUCUGAGGCGAAUGGCAGUUUACACCAACGGACGGUUGAUAGUCCAUGGACCUGGCUCAGAAGAUCUAAUUGUCGGUGUUGUUUCAAGCUGCCCUCAGCUUCGGAAUCUUUCGAUCCCCAGCCGGGCCCUGUUCCACAAGAACCUCAAAUUACAUCCCGAGAACAAGGGCUUGGAUAGGCUAUUUGUUGUAGGGAACAUGAAUACAAUCCGUGAGGCUGAAAAGAUUGCCUCCAUAAAGAGGCUAACCCCUUUAAGAGGCAUUGAGCUGGAAGAAAACACUGAACAGAGAGCUAAUACAGAACAGCAAUACUUUUCAGUGAAGAGCAUAGCAAGGUUACUCGGACGCGAAGUGAAGAAGGUCGAUCAACGCGGCAUUGUACUUGGGGCACCACAGUGA